Prunus mume (Japanese apricot) is the source of this 1564-nucleotide messenger RNA. Its product is annotated as thaumatin-like protein 1. The record is from RefSeq and is a predicted model, not a curated record. NCBI's taxonomy places the organism in Eukaryota, Viridiplantae, Streptophyta, Magnoliopsida, Rosales, Rosaceae.
AUAAAUGAAGAACUUGGCCUCCUCCUCCAUGUGAAGACAUGGGCUUGGACCCCACACCCAUAUUCCUUCACAUGACACACUUUCCUCACCCCAUCCCUUAUAAAUACCAUACUCCUCCCUCCAUGACUAACUAAAAAGAAAAGGAGAAGGAAAAAGAAGAGAGAAGCAUUCAAUUUCAAUGGGUUCUCAUCAGUUUUUUCCAACCUUUCUGUUCUCUCUCUGUAUUCUUCAAUCCAUUUCAGGUGGGAAUUCAGCGACGUUCACAAUUACAAACAAGUGCAGCAACACAAUUUGGCCGGGCAUUCUAUCAAAUGCCGGGACGGACCAGCUUCCAACCACCGGCUUCGCUCUCAACUCCGGGGAGUCCAACACCUUCUCCGUUCCUACCUCCUGGUCGGGUCGGUUAUGGGGGCGGACUCUAUGCUCCCAAGACCCGACCACGGACAAGUUCACUUGCCUAACCGGUGACUGUGGAUCAUCUGCGGUCGAAUGCGCCGGUGGUGGGGCCGCCCCGCCAGCGACUCUAGCCGAAUUCACUCUGAACGGGGCUGGCGGGCUAGACUUCUAUGACGUCAGCUUCGUCGACGGUUAUAACCUCCCCAUGACGGUGGUGCCUGAGGGUGGGACCGGAGGGAACUGCACGACCACCGGGUGCGGGGUGGACUUGAACGCCGGGUGUCCGUCGGAGCUCAAGGUGACGGCGAGUGACGAGGGCGUGGCGUGUAAAAGCGCCUGUGAGGCGUUUGGGGACCCACAGUACUGUUGUAGUGGGGCCUACGCGACUCCAGACACAUGUAAACCCAGUUCUUAUUCGCAGUUUUUUAAGAAUGCGUGCCCGAAAGCUUACAGCUAUGCUUAUGAUGACGGCACCAGCACCUUCACUUGCGCCUCCGCCAAUUAUCUCAUCACUUUCUGCCCUUCCCCUUCCACCAGUUUGAAGUCGUCAAAUGGGCAAUACCCAGUGGCGGCCGGUGUCUCAGCAAGUUCACGUAAUACGACACCGAGCUUCGUCGUUUUUGGCGUCAUUGUUUUGGCGGCAGCUUGGCGGUUGCGCCAACUAUUUUGAUCCAUUCCGCAGUUUCCACACCCCGAAAAAGAAAAAUAUCGUCUGAGAGAGAGAUGUUGUUGACCUUUUUAGUAGAGUUCACUGUUGAGACUGCGUGGUGGGCCCAGAUUUUUGGUCCGACGUUGGAGCCGUGGAGCCCACAAUCCCCUCGGAGAUUGCAACUUGUAUCGGGGUUUACCAUACGGCGUCGUAGCAAAGCUAUGGCCCAUUCAAAUUGGAAGAACAACUUUGUGCGCAACUUUAGUGAUACAUACAAACACAUACACUCCAUGAUCCACGUCCUUAGAAUUUAAAGGACAAAUUAAGAGCGUUAGUUUAGCUGACAUGCCCUAAUCUCUUUCUUGAUUGUGAUGUAAAUAUUAUAUAAUGUAUGGUAGAGACUAGAGAGAGAGAGAGUAGCUAGAAUAAUUUAGCUGGAACUGUAGUUGUUUUGCAACUAAAUCCAACAAGAUGGGUUUAGUUUUUAGUAUAUGGUAUUUGAGCUGAGUUGGUAUUUUA